UACCCUGUAAUAGGGAUACUAACAGACACCGUCAAUCCGAAACUAGAAGGCACAGAUGAAAAUUCUACCGAAGCCCUGGAUCGCUUCAAGUACCAUAAGGACGUAUACAAACAGCAGGGUGAAUCGGAAAGGGAGUAUCGAAUGAAGAGAACUCGUUCUACACGCUUGAGCAAGAGACAAGGCUCGGACAUGGAUCCUGACAAACAGGUUUUGACUGGAAUACCAGGUCAGACGGCCCGGGAGGUCUGCGAACACCCUAGCUCAGUCGGGUAUGACAUUGUCUCGUUUGUCGACAGAAAAAGCUGCGAUCUCACAAAAAGGAAUCUCUACGAUCUUUGUGCCGGUAGCAUCACGACUAAUUGUUUCGACGUCAACAAUACGAUUGUCAUUGGAGCUCAGGGUCUCACAGGGAGGAGCAGAAACACCUCCAAAAGGCAAAUCGCAAAGCUUUACAAAACACGAGCUCACUGGAAAUGA
Messenger RNA from Colletotrichum lupini, 477 nucleotides. RefSeq lists its product as uncharacterized. The annotation marks the transcript as partial. The transcript has a single exon. The record is from RefSeq and is a predicted model, not a curated record. NCBI's taxonomy places the organism in Eukaryota, Fungi, Ascomycota, Sordariomycetes, Glomerellales, Glomerellaceae.